AUGGCAGCGGGGGUCCUAGGGAAUGCCUUCUACCUCUCCUUUUACUGCUCCAGGAAGCUCACCAGCCCCAAGCUGAGUCCCACCGAUGCCAUUCUGGCCCAGCUAGCUUUGACCAAUGCCGUCCUGCUGCUCUCCAAAGGAAUCCCAGAAGCAAUGUUCUCUUUCCGGCUGGAGCACUUCCUUGGAAACGUGGGCUGUAAAUUUGUAUUUUACCUCCAAAGAGUCAGCCGGGGCACUUCCAUCUGUCUCACCGGCAUCCUGAGUGCCUUCCAGGCACUCGCCGUCAGUCCCCACAGCUCGAGGUUGGCCCCUUUCCAAAGCAGAAGCCCAAAGUGCGUUGGGCGCUCCUGUGUCCAGUGCUGGCUAGCCUCCCUGCUCCUAGACCUUUACGUGCCGCUGUACAUCACCGGCCCUCGGAGCGGCAACAGCAGCCUCCCUCGGGGCGUGGAUCUCGGGUAUUGCUUCUGGGAGGUCGUGUUUUCAGAGCUCGCCGUCCUGCCCUCCUUCCGAGACGUCUCCUUUGUGGCGUGCAUGGCCUUUGCCAGCAGCUACCUCGUGCUUCUGCUCUACAGACACCAGCGGAGGACCCGACACAUUCACGGCAGCAGCCUCCGCGCACGGCCAUCUCCGGAGCUCAAGGCCACAAGAACCAUCCUGCUGCUGGUGGGCACCUUUAUCUCCGCUUACUGCGUCAGCGGCAGCUACCUGCUCUAUAGAGUGCACCGGGCCGAAUCCAGCGCCUGGGCAGAACACGUGCUCCUCCUGAUGACGCUGAGCUUCCCAGCGAGCAGCCCCUUCAUCAUGAUGCCCCGCCAAAGGACCAAGUCCUAG
This is a messenger RNA of Gracilinanus agilis (Agile Gracile Mouse Opossum), 831 nucleotides long. RefSeq names its product vomeronasal type-1 receptor 4-like. The record is from RefSeq and is a predicted model, not a curated record. Gene Ontology annotation, molecular function: pheromone receptor activity. Gene Ontology annotation, biological process: G protein-coupled receptor signaling pathway. Gene Ontology annotation, cellular component: membrane. The transcript has a single exon. The coding region runs from base 1 to 831 and encodes 276 amino acids. NCBI's taxonomy places the organism in Eukaryota, Metazoa, Chordata, Mammalia, Didelphimorphia, Didelphidae.